AUGACUCAGGACCAAAUCUCAAACGACGAUAGCGAUGAUUUGGGAGGUGGAUUCAUCAAAAAUGAUCCGGACAAAAGAACAAGGCGGAGAACGCGUAGAUCCGCAACUCCCAAACAGUAUGCGGAAGAUUCAGAGGCGGAAGAGCUUCCCAAGACACGUAAACGAACUACGCGUGUCAAGAGAGAACUAAUCAAUGUAGAUUCAGAGAGUGAUGAUGAUUUCAAACCUGAUCCCGAUGCAAACGGCGUAGAGGAAGAAGAAGACAAUAUCAAGGUUGAGGUUGACGACGAUGAUAUCGCGUUGAUCAGUGUAGUCAAGCCAGAAGAAGGUGACAGUGCUGCGAGGGCAAUCGCACUACUGGAACUGGAUGACCAAUUUUUGGAUGCAGAUCCUCCAAGUAAAAAGAGAAAGACGACGAAGGGAAAGCCCAGAGCGAAAAAGGCAGCCAAGCCUAAGGUGGCCAAAGUACCAUACUUCACAAGAGUCACAGAGAAGUUGUACAACCAGCACCCUGAGCUCAAAGAUGUCUUUCCCUACCUUCUGAGAUUAGAAACACUCAAAGUUGAAAGAGCCACGCAACCUGAGAACAUGAACGUGAAGCUUCUUCCUUUUCAACUCGAGGGUCUCGAUUGGCUUCUCAAGCAAGAGGAUGGAGAGUUCGGAGGCGGAGUGCUAGCGGAUGAGAUGGGUAUGGGUAAAACUAUUCAAACAAUUGCGCUUUUUAUGUCAGAUCGGAGUAAGCGUCCUAACUUGGUCGUUGGACCAACAGUCGCGCUUAUGCAAUGGAAGCAUGAGAUCGAGACUCAUACUAAGGAUGGUAUGCUCAAGGUUCUCCUAUUUCAUGGUGCCAAUAGAGCUUCUACAGCCAAAGAGCUCGAAGAGUACGAUGUCAUCCUUACGUCAUAUUCGGUGCUCGAGAGUGUGUUCAGAAAGGAAAGGUAUGGUUUCAAAAGAGUGAAUGGAUUGGUGAAACAAAAAUCUCCUUUGCAUGCGGUCAAUUUCUACAGAGUUGUUCUUGACGAAGCUCAUAAUAUCAAGGACAGAACUAGUGGUACGGCUAAAGCAGCCAAUGAAUUGAAAUGUCAAAAGCGCUGGUGUCUUUCAGGAACGCCACUUCAAAACAGAAUCGGUGAGAUUUACUCGCUCAUCAGAUUCUUGAAGCUAGAUCCUUUCUACAAAUAUUACUGUACUCAAUGUGAGUGCUCCUCAAGCGAGUGGAUGUUCUCAGACUGGAGACAUUGCGACCAAUGUGGUCAUUCACCCAUGAUGCAUACCAAUUUUUUUAAUCACUUCAUGUUGAAGAAUAUUCAGAAACAUGGCAUGACAGGAGACGGUUUGAUUUCAUUCCAAAAUCUCAGACUCCUAUUAAAGCAUGUUAUGCUUAGAAGAACAAAAAUUGAACGUGCAGACGACUUGGGUCUUCCUCCCAGAAUUGUCGAGAUUAGAAAAGAUUGUUUCAAUGCGGAAGAAAAAGACCUAUACCUGUCAUUGUACAGUGACUCAAAGAGAAAAUUCAAUGACUACGUGGCAGAGGGUGUUGUUUUAAACAACUAUGCCAACAUUUUCACCUUAAUCACUCGUAUGAGACAGUUGGCAGAUCACCCUGACUUGGUGUUGAAACGCAUAGGAGCAAAUUCUGUCGCACAAGAAGUUGAAGGUGUCAUCAUGUGUCAACUUUGUGACGAUGAAGCUGAGGAGCCUAUUGAGUCCAAAUGUCGGCACAGAUUCUGUAGAAUGUGUAUUCUGGAAUAUGUCGAGAGUUUUUCGGGUCUAGAUAAGAACCUACAAUGUCCCGUGUGCCACAUUGGAUUGUCAAUUGAUUUGCAACAACCUGCACUAGAAGUUGACGAAGAGUUGUUCUCUAAAGCUUCCAUUGUUAACAGAAUUAAACUAGGAACUCAUGGAGGUCAAUGGCGUUCAUCUACGAAAAUCGAGGCUUUGGUAGAGGAAUUGUACAAAUUACGAUCCGACCGCCACACAAUCAAAUCUAUCGUGUUUUCUCAAUUCACGUCCAUGCUUGACCUUAUCGAAUGGAGGCUAAAAGUUGCCGGAUUUGAGACUGUGAAGCUUCAGGGUUCAAUGCUGCCCCUUCAAAGAGACAACACAAUCAAACACUUUAUGGAAAACCCACAGGUUGAAAUAUUCCUUGUGUCAUUAAAAGCCGGUGGUGUCGCGCUUAAUUUGUGCGAGGCCUCGCAGGUCUUCUUGAUGGAUCCAUGGUGGAACCCAAGUGUCGAAUGGCAGUCGAUGGACCGUGUCCAUAGAAUUGGUCAAAAGAGACCCAUUCGUAUUACCAGGUUCUGUAUUUCGGACAGUAUAGAGCUGAAAAUCAUUGAGCUCCAAGAAAAAAAAGCAAACAUGAUCCAUGCAACUAUCAACCACGACGAUGCUGCGGUCAACCGGUUGACUCCAGACGAUCUCCAGUUUUUAUUCAUGAACUAA
Australozyma saopauloensis is the source of this 2442-nucleotide messenger RNA. RefSeq names its product DNA repair protein (gene RAD16). Gene Ontology annotation, biological process: nucleotide-excision repair. The coding region runs from base 1 to 2442 and encodes 813 amino acids. Gene Ontology annotation, cellular component: nucleus. Lineage: Eukaryota; Fungi; Ascomycota; Pichiomycetes; Serinales; Metschnikowiaceae. The record is from RefSeq and is a predicted model, not a curated record. The transcript has a single exon. Gene Ontology annotation, molecular function: ATP-dependent chromatin remodeler activity; ATP binding; metal ion binding.